Molecule: messenger RNA, 912 nt
Organism: Theileria equi strain WA
Lineage: Eukaryota; Apicomplexa; Aconoidasida; Piroplasmida; Theileriidae
Product: signal peptide containing protein
Exons: 1
Coding region: 1-912 (303 amino acids)
Source: RefSeq, a predicted model, not a curated record
AUGAAGUUCUUUGCUAUAUUUUACGCAUUCAUUCUUGUUAACAUCUGUCACUGUGGAGAUGAUGACGGUAAAGAUGGUACUCCACCUGGAGCUUCAGGUCAUGGAGAGUUUGUGGCUGGUGACACAUUAACAUUUCUUAUGCCAGUGACCCUAGAUCUUAGUGCUAAAGAGACAGAACACAUUCUAAAGCAGACGAUAUACAUCGGAAGAACUGAAAUUAGCCAUUAUACUAUGCGUGCAGGCGUGCCUAUUGUGCAAGUUGUUGAUGGAGAUAAUACUGUAUGGGUCGGAAGUGUAGACUGUCCAUGCAAGAGUGCAAAAUUAGUCUCAAGAGGCAGUGACUACAAAAGCUUGGUUCUAUUCGUUGGAAGUGGCUAUAAUGCCGAGUACAAGUACUUUGAGAUGGUAGAAAAUACCUGGAGGGAACUUAGUGAAGAAGAGAAGGGAGAACUUCUUGGGAAGAAAGAAGUGAGUAUUCCGCCUGAAGGCGCAAAAACUAAAGACUCAUCUUUCGUCCUAGAUAUUGAGAAUGUAAAUGAUCCAAGGAUUAAAAUGGACACAAUUACAAGGAAUAGAGUGGUUAUAAAGAGCUACAAGGAUAUGGAAGGCUCAAGGAUGGUCUCUGGUUCAAGAAUUACUUCCGUCGUUUCCGGGGCUUUUGUAUUCUGGGAAAAGGGAGAAUUUGAAGUUUUGAGGAGAUGCGAAGAGUACUUGAAGGGUAGAAGGCGUCUGGUUUAUAUACGCGUCAACAGCCUCGGGUUGACAAAGAAAUUCUGCUUCCAAAAAUUUGAAGAUGGCUGGGAGAGGAUUGAGAAGGAUGAGUUCAAAAGAGCUCUUAUUUAUAUGAAAAUGGAGGGAGAUAGGGAAGAAAGGGAUGAAGAAGAUCUUGUCGGUAGAAUGAAAAGGCUAUAG